GGGCUGCGGUGGUCACGGCAGUGGCAGCCAAGUUUCCCCGGGGGCGGCCCGGAGCCGCAUCCUCCCGCCACUGUCAAGCGCUGGCAGCGGAAAUGAGGCGCUGGCCUUUUUCCGAGCCCGGGUUUCCUGCCUGAGCGCCGAGCCGCGAGCAAGGAGCCGGCGCGGUGAGGACGCGACGCCAUGGGCCGGCCGGGCCCGGACCCGCUGCCUGUGCGCCCAGCCGCCCCUCCUCGCUCUCCGCCAUGAACGGGCCCACGGUGCAGACCCCUGCCUCCUGCGCGUCGUCGGCGCCCGCCUCGCCUACCUCCCCACGAGGCUGGAGCGAUUUCUGCGAGUUGCAUGCAGCUGCCGCAGCGCGGGAGCUGGCUCACCAGUACUGGCUGUUCGCGCGUGCGCACCCGCAACCACCACGCGCGGAGCUCGUGUCGCUGCAGUUCGCGGAGCUCUUCCAGCGCCACUUCGUCCGAGAGGUGCGCGAGGGUCGGGCCGCGCCACCGGGCCGCGACUACCGCGACACGGGCCCCCGGGAAACAGGCCCCGUGCUGCCCAAGGCCCGUAGUUCCGAGGAGCUUGGCCCGCGGCCUGCCUGCGCCCUGCAGCACCUGCGCCGCGGCCUGCGGCAACUCUUCCGCCGCCGGUCUGCCGGGGAGCUGCCAACCUCCGGCACUGCCACCUGUGCCCCUGCCACCGCCUCCGCCGCGGACGUGUCCGAUGCCCCCGCCAGGCCCGGCCUGGCCCGCAAGCUGCUGCCCUGGAGCCUGGCCCGGGAGCCGCCGGCUGAGGCCCUCAAGGAGGCAGCGCUGCACUACAGCCUGGCAGACGAGGUGGCCAUGGACAGCGGCGCGCGCUGGCAGCGGGGCCGCCUGGCGCUGCGAGCCUUGGGCCCCGGCCACGACCGCCUGCUGGAGCUCUUCGACCCGCCCAAGAGUUCAAAGCCCAAGCUCCAAGCAGCCUGUUCUAGUAUCCAGGAGGUCCGGCGAUGCACACGUCUGGAGAUGCCCGACAACCUCUAUACCUUCGUGUUGAAGGUCAAAGACCGGACAGAUAUCAUCUUCGAGGUAGGCGACGAACAACAGCUGAACUCGUGGCUAGCUGAGCUUGGGAUGAGCACAGGCCAAGGGCUGGAGAGCACUGAUGCAGAGCAGACACUUCCCUCUGCUCCUGAACCUGGUCUGGUCAGCUCCCCAAGGGGAAGCACGGACUCCCUGGACCAAGGUGCUUCUCCUGGGCUGCUGCUGGACCCAGCCUGCCAGAAAACGGACCAUUUCCUGUCUUGUUAUCCCUGGUUCCAUGGCCCCAUCUCCAGGGUGAAGGCUGCACAACUGGUUCAGCUGCAGGGCCCUGAUGCCCACGGUGUGUUCCUGGUGCGGCAAAGCGAAUCCCGGAGAGGGGAGUAUGUGCUCACAUUCAACUUCCAGGGCAGAGCCAAGCACCUCCGCCUGGCCUUGACAGAACAUGGCCAAUGCCGUGUGCAGCACCUGCACUUUCCCUCUGUGGUGGACAUGCUCUACCACUUCCAGCGCUCACCCAUCCCACUCGAGUGUGGAGCUGCCUGUGAUGUCCGGCUCUCUAGCUAUGUGGUUGUCGUCUCCCAGGCACCAGGUUCCUGCAGCACUGUCCUCUUCCCUUUCUCUCUUCCCCACUGGGACUCAGAGCUGGGCCUUCCCCACCUCAGCUCUGCUGACUGUCCUCCAGGGCUUGGCCCAGAGGCUCUCCCAGGCCAAGUGACACCCCCAGAGCAGAUCUUCCAUCUGGUGCCUUCACCUGAGGAACUGGCCAAUAGCCUGCGGCACCUGGAGCCAGAGCCUGUGAGCAGUGCCCGGGAUUCAGACUAUGAGAUGGACUCCUCCUCUCGGACCCACAUGCGGGCCAUUGACAACCAGUACACCCCUCUCUGACAGCUAUGCAGAGAUGCAAACUUGUGAAUGUAAACACCACUCCCCCACCCUGACCCCCGAGCUGAAGGACCUAUCAGCCCUUCCAAGCUCAGAUAUGCCCUUCCAUCAGGCUGUCACAGGCCACCUGUCAGCCAGCCUCAUCUAGCCCCUGGCUUUCUCUCAACUGUUUACAGAUGGAGUUCUUGUGCACAGGUGCAACUAGCCCUUGGCCAAAUCACCACCACAGAGAAGGUGGGGCCGUGGGCCUAGAGUGGGCAGUGGAAACUGAUGCUGUCACAGCUGAUGACAGACUUCGUACCAGGUAGGAUCAUCAGGAAGCACAAAACACUAACAAGUCCUGGAUUCUCAUGUGGUUUCCUCCCUGUGGCUUCGGGUUCGUCCACACACCGUGCCAUAGGUGACAACUCAAUCCUAUUUCUACUCUCGGCUUCAGGACAGAAGCUCUGCCAGAGGGACAAGCUCAAGGUCAAAAAUGAUUUUAAACAUUUUACCUCAAUUUUUUUUUUUUUUUUGGUCUUUUUGAGACGGUCUCCCUGUAGCCCCAGCUGUCCUAGAACUCACUAUGUAGACCAGGCUGGCCUUGAACUCACAGAGAUCCGCCUGCCUCUGCCUCACAAGUGCUGGGAUUAAAGGCGUGUGCCACCACGCCCUGCCCAGAUUAGUUUUUUAAAGGAUUCAGGUUUCUGCAGGAAACUUUGGCUUAUUUCACUGCACUGUUGCCAUUCUACAGUCAACAACAGCUAAGCACAGCUGCAUGACUCCUGGUCCAAGCCACUUUUGUCUGCCUAUCCUCAGAAUAGUCGCUUGCUGCUGGGUAGUCAGUGUCCUUUCAGGGAAGUCCAGGCAACUGCUGAGAGGAGGGUGGCAAGGAAUGUUCUACUCUGGUGCCUUAUGAAUAAAAACUGGUCUCUGGUUUAUGACUGCUUUGAAAAGGAAGGAAGGAAUGGGUAGGAAAGGAACAAACACUGAGGGAAGGGCUCCUGGGCCUUUCUAGUGACCCUUUACUUAGACUCAUAGGCUCACCUCACUUCCAAGCAUUUAAUAGCUUAUUUAUUUAGGCCCUGUUCAGAGCCAGAAUGGAAGCUGGCACCACUAUUAAGAAACUCUUAACAUCCCACAAAAUUGCUCUGUCCCAGCUGAUGGCCACUUCACUGAGGGAAGCAUACAUCCCUAGACACACAGACUUGUCUACGAAGGGUCCUGAAGUCAAACCACCUAUACUCGUUUUUCACAAGUGACACAAGUUCACAAGUGAUUGGCUCUUCCCACUAUCAAGUGGAACAGGGACUAGGGUCUGCUGUUUAUGGGCCAGCAGAGCUAUUCAGUCUCUGGAUUCAUGGCAAUGGCCUUAGGGAAUCAGGACUCUAGAAUUCCCAGAUACGUCAAUCAGAGGUAAACAUGAUAUCCAGCCUGAAACCAACAGUACUGCCUGCUUUAUGUGGGGCUUUGUUCCCCCUGUAUUCUGCAAUGUUGUAGGGUCUUUAAGGGAUAUGCAUCACCCUAGAAAUCCCCCCAGUGUAUUUGCAGAUCAACAAGAGAUACAGAUUUGUGGUCCUUCUUUAAGGAUACCUGUCUUUCCUUAAAAUAUUUCUUUUUAAGUAUGAACCAAAGAUAUAAGCAAUAUUCUUGGAUUUCUCUUUCAAAAGAAUGCUCACCAGAGAAAGGCAAUCUGCUGAGGCACUCUGGUCCAGAUAAUUCUCCAAUCUGCACAGAAAAGGGACUGGUUGGACAGUCCCUUUCCCAUGGCCAGAAGCUUAAUCAGCUUCAAACUUAGGGGUGGGUACUUCUUAGCCCAUCAAACAUGCAGCUCUUAGGCAAAGUCAGUAGGCAUGCCAGGUACUGCAGACUUUGCAGCUGCAAAGUUUUGUGACAGUGCAUUGGAAGUCACCCAUCACAGAAGACUUCCUUUCAAAAGGUGUCCAAGUAAUCAGAACAUUCUGACAAAAAGCCUUCUCAAGGCUCUGGGGUAAAGUGACACUAAGCCAAUGUCUUUUUCUUUUUGCUAAAGUGGUUCCAGUUGGCUGGAAGGGAGAAGCUAAGCUAGAAAGGCCCUGGGCUAGAUGCCCUCACCAGUGCCAGCAGCAGGCACCAUUCCAUACCCCCCUCCUGUCAGUCCUGACUGACCACCACUGGCAGAUGAAGCCACGCUGGGCAGGAAGUGUCAAGAGUCCCUCUAGUUAGACCUGCUUAAGAGACCACAAGUGUAGCUUGACAGCUCCCAGCACCAUUGCUUCCUUCACCUGACUACUGAACUUCUACAAACUAACAGUCACCAGCACCAAAGAAUUAAGUCAACUAACCUGCCUUGACUUUUAGACCAGCAAUCCAUAUGGCUUUAUCUGGUAAGAAUCUUCUGCCUUUGAUCAUUUCUGGACCGUGUAGGAAAAAGGAAUAGUGAUCAUUACAAACUUGGGCCAGACAACACUAUUUUUACAUAACAGUUUCUUAACCUAAAUCAAGGUUUGAUCUCUUCCCUGAGAUUCCUUUGUGUUCUUCUUCAGGGCUAGAUCUCUUGUUGCAAAUGUCAUCUUAGUGCUGACACUGUUGAGAACAGUGUUAUCCACUGCCUCCUAACAGCCAGUGUGUGGCUGGAAUAAGCAACAUUGUAACAUGAAGAGGGGAUUUCAUCUUCUAUCAUUAUAGGCAGAAGGUAUUUGGCAAAUCUUUAUGUUUUAUGUACUGUAUGGAUAACUUAUUCUUGAAUACAAAUUUUGCUAUAAUGUACAAAUUGCUGUAUGUGAAUUAAAAAGGUUUUCAGAAU
Nannospalax galili (Upper Galilee mountains blind mole rat) is the source of this 4659-nucleotide messenger RNA. RefSeq names its product SH2B adaptor protein 3 (gene Sh2b3). Lineage: Eukaryota; Metazoa; Chordata; Mammalia; Rodentia; Spalacidae. Gene Ontology annotation, cellular component: plasma membrane. The record is from RefSeq and is a predicted model, not a curated record. Gene Ontology annotation, molecular function: transmembrane receptor protein tyrosine kinase adaptor activity. Bases 243 to 1898 code for a protein of 551 amino acids. The transcript has 8 exons. Gene Ontology annotation, biological process: intracellular signal transduction.